ACAUUGACAUCAGAUGGCAUUAUGUAUAAUUACAAAUUUCUUGAGUGCUGACCCUUCCACUGCUUUUACAGAACAACAAUCGUCAGUAACUGUCUAUUUCUAGGGAUAGGUGUUGCGAAAUGAAAAUAUUGUGGACUUCCUGAACAUGGAUUUGGGAGUUCAAGAAGCAAGAACAAGUUGCAUAACAUGUCUUCUGGUUAAGAUUAGUAUUCUUAUAAAUGCUGAAAGAUCUUAUUUCUUUAGAUUAACAGCUACUCCUGCAGAAAAUGGAUGCCCAGAUACUCUUCUUUUGGACAGUGUUAAUGCAGUCUAGAUUUCUACAUGAAUCAGGUGCUCAGGAAUUGCAGUUGGUAAACGCAUGGAACAGAUGUGUCGGGAGAGUCGAAGUUUCUUAUGACGGAGUCUGGGGGACUGUUUGUGAUGAUAACUUUGAUAUGACAAACGCACAGGUAGUGUGCAGACAACUUGAAUGUGGAGAGGCAACCACUGUGCUGGGAUGGUCUUAUUUUGGCCAAGGAACUGGAAACACAGUCCUGGAUGAUGUGAACUGCACAGGAACUGAACUCUAUCUCUGGGACUGCCAGCAUUCUGAGUGGUUAACAAGCAACUGUGGGCACAAUGAAGAUGUCAGUGUCAUCUGCUCAGAUGCUGGAGUUCCACCAACAGGGUCAAGCAUUACAGAAACAUCUACUCCAGUCCCCUUCUCUACAUCGAAUAAAGUUCCCAGUAAUUAUACAACACCAAAUGCUGAAGAGUUUGAAACCACCCCCACAGCAAACAAGAAUGAAAUAACAUCUACAACUGAAGUCCCACUGAUAACUUAUCAAGAAAUUCCUGUACUGUCUACGAAGAACAGUGUUACAACAGAGCACCAACCACUGGAAACACCAGCAAGUUCUUUGUCCUUGAGGCUGGUGAAUGGAGCGAACAGGUGCCAGGGCAGAGUUGAGGUCUACUACAACGGGAGCUGGGGCACAGUCUGUGAUGAUGCUUGGGACUUAUAUGAUGCUCAGGUCGUCUGCAGACAGCUUGGCUGUGGAGAAGCCAUUAAAGUAGCAAUAAAUGCCCAGUUUGAUGAAGGCUCUGGCAGCAUCUUCAUGGAUGACAUACAAUGCCAAGGGCAAGAAAGAUCCCUUGAAGAAUGCUCCCACCCAGGUUGGGGAGUCCAUAAUUGUCAACACAAGGAAGACGCCGGUGUAAUCUGUGCAGAAAUGUUUCCAACCACUACGGAGAAUCCUGCUUCCUCUGAAAUUCCUGUACUGUCUACGAAGAACAGUGUUACGACAGAGCACCAGCCAUUGGGAACACCAGCAAGUUCUUUGCCCUUGAGGCUGGUGAAUGGAAACAAUAGGUGCCAGGGCAGAGUUGAGGUCUACUACAACGGGAGCUGGGGCACAGUCUGUGAUGAUGCUUGGGACUUAUAUGAUGCUCAGGUUGUCUGCAGACAGCUCGGCUGUGGAGAAGCCAUUGAUGUUGUGAUAGACGGCCAUUUUGGUGAAGGCUCUGGUAACAUCUUCCUGGAUGACAUACGAUGCCGAGGGCAAGAAAGAUCCCUUGAAGAAUGCUCCCACCCAGGUUGGGGAGUCCAUAAUUGUCAGCACAAGGAAGAUGCUGGUGUAAUCUGCGCAGAAACCCUUCCAUCUACUACAACAUCUGUAGCAUCAACAUUUGUGCCCAGCACUCAAGAGUCCACAACGCUUGCACCCAGCACUCAAGCAUCCACAACGCUUGCACCCAGCACUCGAGAAUCCACAACGCUUGCUCCCAGCACUGAAGCAUCCACAACACUUGUGCCCAGCACUCGAGAAUCCACAACGCUUGCACCCAGCACUCGAGAAUCCACAACGCUUGCUCCCAGCACUGGAGAAACCACAACACUGACACCCAGCACUCGGGAAUCCACAACAUUGGUGCCCAGCACUCGAGAACCCAUUACUUCUGCUAAUUCAAGUGGAACUGUAAGACUCAUCAAUGGAAGACACAGAUGCGAGGGACGGCUUGAAGUAUUAUACUAUGGAAGGUGGGGGACAGUCUGUGAUGACGAGUGGGACAUCAAAGAUGCACGUGUUGUGUGCAGACAGCUUGGAUGUGGAGCUGCUGUCUCAGCAGUGGGAAAAGCUCGGUUUGGCCAGGGUAGAGACAUGAUUUUUCUGGAUGAUAUAUUAUGCACGGGAAAUGAACUCAGCCUAGAACAGUGCAUCCACAGAGGCUGGGGAGUACACAACUGUAUCCACAGAGAAGAUGCUGGUGUCAUUUGUUCAGGAGCAGCCCAGACCACUCCUCCUCCCACAAGACCACCAUUUCCAAUGGAAACGACUGCAUUGAUUGAAGGGGCUGUGAGGCUCGUCAAUGGAAGAAACAGAUGUGAAGGACGGCUUGAAGUAUUUUACAAUGGAGAGUGGGGGACUGUCUGUGACGAUGAGUGGGACAUGAAUGAUGCACGUGUCAUCUGCAGGCAGCUUGGCUGUGGAGAGGCUCUCUCAGCACCUGGAAAUGCCCAGUUUGGUCCAGGCCCAGGCAAAGUUUUUCUAGAUGACGUAGCUUGCAGUGGGAAUGAAUUUCGUCUGACCCAGUGCUCCCACAAUGAGUGGGGGAUAAGUAAUUGCCUGCACAAUGAAGAUGCUGGUGUGGUGUGCUCAGGAACAGCCCAGACCACUCCUCCUCCCACAAGACCACCAUUUCCAAUGGAAACGACUGCAUUGAUUGAUGGAGAUCUGCAACUUGUCAAUGGAAGACAUAGAUGUGAGGGACGGCUUCAGGUGUUUCACAGUGGAAGAUGGGGAACCGUCUGUGAUGAUGACUGGGACAUGAAUGCAGCACGUGUUGCGUGCAGGCAGCUUGGAUGUGGAAAUGCUAUCUCACCAGUGGGGAAAGCACAGUUUGGCCAGGGUAGAGGGGACAUUUUUCUGGAUGAUAUGUCCUGCGUUGGGAACGAACUCCGCUUGGAACAGUGCUCUCACAGAGGCUGGGGAAAUCACAACUGUAACCACAGAGAGGAUGCUGGUGUCAUCUGCUCAGGGUCCACUGGGAUAAUCACUACAGUUGCCCCACCUGAUGAAACACAAUCGGAUCCUGUAAGCCUUUCAUGUCUGCCACAAUACAUGAAGGCAGUUAUUGAAAAAGAAUAUAUUGCUUCAAAGGGCUGCUCUGAGUGCAGGCUGUAUUUGAGUGACUCUACCAAUGCACCUGUCAUUACAAGACAGCAUAUUAUAUUCUAUAUUCCAUAUGAUGACCGUGGGACGAUACAGGAGAAUGAUGGACGGACUAGAAGCUUCACCAAUACUGUCAAGAGCUUAGGAGGUGACAUGCAUCUUGAGUUUCGCUUCACCUGCAUAAUGGAGACAAGGCAAAUGAAAGAAGUAACACACACCGUGAAUGGGUUUGAAUACAAGAAGCGACCAAGUAGACAAUUACAUCUGCAGUUUUUAUUUUAUGAUUCACCUUCCUUUUUGCACCCAUGGAAUAAUUUGCCCUAUUUUAUGGACAUAAAUGAGGGAUCCCUUUUCGAAGUCACUCUUCAGAGCUUUUAUCAAAACCUGAUACUGUUCACAGACACAUGUGUGGCUUCCCCUCGGGCUCAUGACUUCACCACACAGGCAUAUAUCCUAAUAAAGAACGGCUGUGUUCAAGAUCGUACCUACACCAGUUAUUUCACACACAAGAGGAGGGCUCUGCAUUUUAGUUUUAAUCCCUCCAGGCUUUUCAGAAGAUAUUCAGCAUUUUACCUACAGUGCAAAAUGGUGGUGUGUCCUGCUCAUGAUUAUUUUUCACGAUGCUACCAAGGCUGCCUACCUAGGAACAAGAGGGAAGUAAGUUCAGAGGAAGCACAUGCCCAAGUUCUUGGGCCACUUAAGCUUUCAUAGCCUGAAGAUGUGGACCCUAACAUGUGAAUUUAAAAAAAACAAACCCUCUCAAGUACAUUGGGAAAAUUUGUGUGUUGAAUCACUUUGUGGCAUUUCUCUGUUAUCAAAUUGCACAAAUAAAGAGUCAUCAAAGCAGACAGUUCCAUAGAGACAAUGGCACUGUCAAAUGCUAAAAUAUAAGCUUUUCAUCUUGCGUUCUCAUUCCUCUUCUCUGGUGUAUUUUGAUUCUUAUGAAAGAUCUGUAAAAUCUUUUAUUUUUUGACAUUGUUGCAAUUAAUUGGUUCAGUAACUUACCAAAACAAAUAAAGCUAGCUGAAAAAAC
Messenger RNA from Pogona vitticeps (central bearded dragon), 4185 nucleotides. The record is from RefSeq and is a predicted model, not a curated record. Lineage: Eukaryota; Metazoa; Chordata; Lepidosauria; Squamata; Agamidae.